GGGAGGGGAGGGGAAGAGGAGGGGCAGGGGAGGAGGAGAAGUGCAAAGGUAUCUGGUACCGGGAGGUACAUCUCCAUGAUCCCAUUGUCUAACCACUUAUAUGAGAUUUAAAUCAACAGGUGACCUUACCGCUCAAGCUUGUGUUUGCACUGUACUGAAUUCGCAAUUAUGACGAUGGCUGAGCUAGAACAACGUCAAAACAUGCUCACGGAUAGUCAAGAUGGUGAACUCCAUGGCGAAAGGCGGGGAAAGCCUGUCUGCCUCGAGCGUUCCCUAGGAGCCCCAGGAGCGAUUUCCUUUCUCGUUGGCACAAUAAUCGGCUCAGGGAUCUUCGCAACUCCAAAAUGGGUUCUUUUGUACGUCGGUUCCGUAGGAAUGUCUCUGGUAAUGUGGGCCCUUUGUGGCAUGAUCGCUUUAUUUAGUGCUUUAUGUUACUGCGAGUUGGGAACCCUGAUCCCGAGAUCAGGUGCCGAAUACCCCUACUUGUUGGAGGCGUAUGGAGCUCUUCCAGCAUUCCUGUACUCUUGGGUCUUUGUGUUGUUUUCUAAGCCUUCUGGUGUUAUGAUUCUCCUUGUGUUUGGAGCUUACGUCAUCGAGCCUUUCUUCCCUGGUUGUAGUAGUCGAGAAGAUCUUAUGCCGCUGGUAAAGAUCAUAGCAGCGGCAGCGACGGGUGUAAUAUUAUUCGUCAAUUGCGCAAGUGUGAAGUGGGCCACUAGAAUGCAGAUUAUCUUCACUGCAGCCAAGAUGAUCGCCAUUGUUAUGCUGAUAGUCACGGGCCUCAUACGUUUAGCUCAAGGCCAUACUUCUUCCCUAGAAAACAGUUUUACCGGGACCAGCCCAAAUAUUGGACUUCUCGCCUACGCUUUUUACAAUGGAUUAUUUCCCUACGAUGGAUGGAAUCAGUUGAACUUUAUUACAGAGGAGAUAAAAAAUCCCAACAGAAAUCUUCCUCUCACCAUUUGGAUUGGCAUUCCUCUCGUGACGUCAUGCUACUUGCUGGUGAACAUUGGAUACUUCACAGUGCUUACACCACAGGAAGUCCUGGAUUCUGAAGCUGUCGCUGUGACCCUGGCAAACAGGUUAUAUGGAAUCAUGGCGUGGACCAUUCCAAUACUUGUCGCCUGCUCCACGUUUGGUACUGCUAAUGCAAAUGCUUUUGCAGGAGGAAGAUUGACAUUUGCCGCUGCACGAGAGGGACAUCUCCCACGGUUUCUCGCCAUGAUUCACAGAAAGAGACGAACACCGCUCCCGGGGCUUAUAUUUUCUAGUAUAAUUUCAUGGCUGAUGCUGAUUCCUGAUUCCACGACAUUUGAAGUGUUGUUGAAUUACUUCACGUUCUUCGGCUGGUUGGGUUAUGGUUCUUCAAUCUCCAGUAUUCUUUGGCUGAGAUAUAAAAGACCUAACGCCGUGCGACCAUACAAGGUGUGGAUAGGAAUCCCAAUCUUCAUGGUUUUGGUUUCAGCUUACUUGGUGUUUGCGCCGUUCUACGACGCUCCGCUGCAAUCGUUUUACUGUCUGCUGUUCGUUUCCGCUGGGAUCCCAUUUUAUUUGGUGUUUGUACGGUACAAAGUGGUUCCGCCAAGUUUUCUUCGCUUUGUUGAUCACGUGACUUACAAGCUACAGAAAGUUUUUGACGUGGCAUUUCCUGAGAGCGAAGACGACAUUAUCUUCUAGAUGGAAUGAAUGAUCAACAAAGGAUUGCAACUAAUCAAUGCGCCGUACUCUAGCUAAGUAUCCCAAGAAGUAACUUGAAAAGCCGAGAUUACGCUUUUCAAUCAAUAUCAGCUUUGGACGACUUCAAAGUUGCAGCAGAGGCAGAUAGCUAGCUUCCUGUUACAGUACGUCUAGUCAAGAGACUAGUGCAGCAGAAGUGGGUCCAUUACCAACAUUGUGGGGAGCACCGUGAUAAUUGUAAUGGUUAGCUUGAUUGACUGACCAAUCACUAGCUAUAUUUUUAACCUUUACUUUUAUAAUCUUGAAUAUACUAAAGCCCUUUUUACUCUUCUUCCAAAUAGAGGGCCACCAUAAUUGGUGAGUGAAAACUGUUGUGUUGCACCUUGCUGACGAGGUUUGGCGAGACAGCACACUAUUUGGUACUGUUCCUGUGUUGUAAAAAUUCUCGAUUUUGAUGUCAGACUUGAGCAUGCGCACUUUGGUUUGAAAAUAUGCAGCCUGCGCAGAGGCUUUUACCUUCACGUGACAUUACGUGACGCAUUUCGGUGUUUGGAAGAGUUGAAAGGGAGGUGCUUUUACCUUGUUUUAAAAGCCCACGUCUCUAAAUGUUCGGGGAAGUAUUCAGCAAGGCCAUGAUCAGUUUAGUGAUGAAUCUCGAGGACGACAGAUGUUUUCAUGAGUUUGUCCGUCUUAUACUAUGCGACCAGUUGCUCUUCAUAAGCUUAUAUUCAUUGGAGCUGCGAAGAAAUCGAUUGCGUCUCCUUCUUGUAGCAUGCGAACACAGACAGAUUUCCGGCUUUUGUAUCACGCCGCCGAAACAAAUAAAACCUGGAAAUCCCUCUGUCUUCGUAGGCUAUGCUUCAUGGGGAUAUUCCGUGUCAGGAAAAACACAUGCUUAUAAAAUCGAAACAUCCAGAAGAAGCUAGAAGAAACCUGAAAAACUCAAUUAGAUGAUGUAAACCGAACUGAAAGGAGGAGCAUAAUAUAAAAGAAAGUCAAUCUCAAUUCACUCUAUUAUCUGUAUGGAGAAAAACGCGCCAUAUCUAAUAAGAAAUGCAUAGGACGGACAAAAAUACUGCGCGACGAAACUUAUUGCGUUCGCAGAACGCAGUUCAGAAUCUUGCGUGUCAUGUGGUUUUAAGGGUGAUCUCUUUUGACAUUUUUUCGUCGAACGUCUGCUUUUACAGCUCUUAGACGUGACGUGUCUAAAUAAAGUAUUUUAUUACAUGGCUAGCUCCGUGAGC
Orbicella faveolata is the source of this 2918-nucleotide messenger RNA. Its product is annotated as b(0,+)-type amino acid transporter 1-like. Gene Ontology annotation, biological process: amino acid transmembrane transport. Lineage: Eukaryota; Metazoa; Cnidaria; Anthozoa; Scleractinia; Merulinidae. Gene Ontology annotation, cellular component: membrane. The record is from RefSeq and is a predicted model, not a curated record. Gene Ontology annotation, molecular function: L-amino acid transmembrane transporter activity.